This is a messenger RNA of Penicillium daleae, 2478 nucleotides long. RefSeq lists its product as uncharacterized. Bases 1 to 2478 code for a protein of 825 amino acids. The record is from RefSeq and is a predicted model, not a curated record. Gene Ontology annotation, molecular function: protein binding. The transcript has a single exon. NCBI's taxonomy places the organism in Eukaryota, Fungi, Ascomycota, Eurotiomycetes, Eurotiales, Aspergillaceae.
AUGAUAUCGCGUGGCCACACGUGUCUAAGAAGGCCUCUGUCUGCCGCCUUAGAUACCAUCGGGGCUGGCCCCGAUGAACCGCUGCUUUUCCUUUACCCCCGAUGGGCCGCAUCGGCCGUCCAGCGAAGGCGUCCUAUCUCAUCUUUGACACAGUCUCCCGUCUCGUCCAAGGAUAAAAAGAACUCCAGCCUUCCUCUCCGCCCAGAUCCCCGUCCAUCCGCUUCACCAGUUCCCCCGAGCCGCCGCCAUGCGAGCCGAUGGAUCUCCAACCAUACGAUAUCUACUGAGCUCGACGAUGACUCCUAUGUCAAACUGCCUGGUGGUCAUGCAGAUGAUGCGGUAGAGGAUAAACGAGGGGAUAAGGAUACAAGAGAGUUUGCUGGCCCGCCAACCGCGAGUCCGACUGCCCCAGCGUCGGAAGAGCCGACGGCAUCCACCGAGCUUAGUGGUGUCUGCGCCCGGGCAGUGAAGACCCCGAAGGAUUCAACAUCAGAAGAUUCGGACUUGUGGCCAGUCGCCCCCGGAUCGCGUACUCGUGUUCCCAGGGACGUGUGGGAGAGGGAACUGUCGCCACGGAAUCGAAAGCAAGUUCUAUUUGGCGAGCACAUCCUUAAGCGGGAAAAAGAAUAUGGGAAUUCAUCGAAGAGUCCCAAAUCUUGGAUGGACAUGCGAGAUUUGUUGUUGAAGAUGCAGCGGCAGACCAAGGGUGUGAAUCGGAGGGGAGCAAAGUAUAAAGAACUGCUUCUCCCCGAGGAGACUGUCGCUCUCAUGUCUGGAUCUACAAUGCCUGGCAAAGCAAUGGAGGAGAAUAUCUGGCAUCUUCCAGUUCGCCAUGGAUGCCUUGUACAGGUUCUUCCUGUCGAUAAGGGAAACGGACUCCACCGCAAGGUUCUUCUAGUGGGCUCUGAAGGCACCCUUGAACUUGUCGAGGGGUCCAUAAAACGACUGCGAGAUCUCCAGGCUAGUGGAGACCCUCUUGUUGAAGUUCAGAAAGCGCCAGUCCCUUUGGUUUCUUCAAUGACAAAGCUACGGCGACUGAAGCGUCCAGUGCCAUUGAUCCGUGCAGUCUGGACCACUCCCUUCGAUGACCAAGAGCCCCUCUACUUGAGUAGAGUCCUUGAAAGCGGCCCGUCAUUUGGUUCCGUGAAAGAAUUUGCGGAUCAUAUUGACGACGUGGUCAAUGCGAAAAGAAUGAACACCAUCAAGCUGGCCAUCGAGGGUCAAUUAAUGGAAAUUCCCUAUACGUUCCGGGCUGCGGCUCAUGUCUCAGGGCUGUUUGAACGGGAAUCGAACCGCAAAUUUCUCUCCACUGCCGCUUUGAAUAGUGCCCUGAGAUUCCUCUACAAGCACCAUCGUCUUGACAAUGCUCGGACUGUGUUCAGCAAAGGGGAGCAUCUCGCGACGGUAGACACAUAUAACAUUUUGCUCAAAUCCGCGGCCUUGCGCCAGGAUAAGCGGAUGUUCGGUUUCUUCUUGGAAGCAAUGGCUGAAAAGCGCCUUCGACCGAACACGGAGACUUGGCUUGUAUUGCUGGAGGCUAUGCUCACGCAAAAGAGCAAGGCCGCUAUCAUCAAGGAGAUGGCCAAGAAGGGCUACAUGAAAGAUGUCAAUACCGUUCGCAGUGCGCUGCAGCUGACGAUCUCUGAUUCCUUCUUCGUUCACCUCGAGAGCGGGCGGGACGUGCGCAGCUUCUUCGACCUCAUGAUCAAGACUCAUGGGGCAGACUGGUUCACUGCCUCUUUACUCAGCCAAAUGUUCAACGUGACUUCACGGUUGAAUAAUCAUGCAGCCAUGCAGGAGCUGCUUGAUAUUUGCAUCGAGUAUCAUCUUGAUCUCAACAAUGCUUGUCUUAUCCAAAUAUUGUUCAUGGUUCAGGAUAACAUCUUCACCGCCCUCGAGCACACCUUCAAGUUUAUGAAACGACUUUCGUUCAAAAUCGACGCCGAUGCUAUAAACAAGCUUUUCGUGAUCGCAUACCACGGCUGCCACUACAAUAUCUGCCGUGUGUUGUGGCAUUACGCUUGCAUGCAGGACCUCGUGACGAGUAGUAUGCAAAAUAUCGUCCUCGAUUCCCUCACUCGCAACGCGUCCUUGAGAACCGCAUCCGACGAUGUCCGAAAAAUCUGGCAGAUUUGCGCUGGCAAGGUGAUCAUUCGCCGCAAUUCGAAGGCUAAAUUCAAGAUCAGCGAGAAGCACCUCGCACAGCUGCCACCGGAAUUCCACCAUAACCCCUUUCUCUAUCUGGUAUCAGGCUUUAAGAGCGAGGGUCGUGAACGAGUACUGCAACUCCAACUGGCCAAGGCCUAUGUCCACCGUGACAUUCUCACGGAGGCUUUGCCCAAAUACAAUCUGGCUUUGAUGUUGGAGGCCGCUGCUACUAUGGAUCAAGAGUGGGCAGGUAAACCGUGGCCCUUGGCAUGGAUGCUCCAGAACUCGAUUGGAAUUCCGACCACGAGGCGACUUGAAGAGAUGCAAUGA